UCCUUUCCAAUUGAAGUCAUCAGUGGAAGCUCCUCCGGCAUGGCCACGCUCCUCCGGACCAUCAUCGGCCUUCCUGGCCCGAGCGGAUUCGGUUCUGCUUCCACAGCCGAGCAAGUCACUGCCGGCGUCGAUGCCUCCCGCCACACCGUCAUCAUCACUGGUGGGAGCAGUGGUCUCGGAGCAGAGACAGCAAGAGUCAUGGCUCUCCGAGGAGCCCAUGUCAUCAUUGGAGCAAGGAACAUGGACGCUGCCAAAGCUGUGCAGAAGCAAAUUGUGCAGAACACUCCGGCUGCCAGAGUUGAUGUCUCACAGCUAGAACUCAGCUCGCUCAAUUCCGUUCGAUCGUUCGCCGAUCAAUUCCUUUCGCAAGAUCUACCACUCAACAUCUUAAUAAACAAUGCUGGUGUCAUGUACUGUCCUUUCCAACUCUCCGAGGACGGAAUUGAGAUGCAAUUCGCUACGAAUCAUCUAGGUCACUUCUUGCUGACAAAUCUUCUGCUGGAGAGAAUGAAAAGCACAGCAGAGACUACGGGAAUUGAGGGUCGAAUUAUGAAUCUAUCAUCGAUAGCUCACAUUGGUCCUUACCUAGAAGGAAUUAAGUUCGACAAACUCAACGACAAGAAUGCAUACAACGAUAUAUUUGCAUAUGGGCAAUCCAAAUUGGCAAACAUAUUGCACUCUAACGAACUCGCUAGGCGUUUAAAGGAGGAAGGUGCAAAUAUCACAGCAAACUCUAUCCAUCCUGGUCUGAUCCGAACAAACUUGAUGAGACACUCCGUCGCAUUCAUAACUAUGCUAAGAGCUUUUACCAGUGUCUUAUGGAAGAGUAUACCUCAGGGAGCAGCAACUUCAUGCUAUGUUGCACUACAUCCAAAUAUGAAGGGAGUGACUGGGAAGUAUUUUGCUGAUUGCAAUGAGGAGAAGCCAUCAAGCCUGGCCAGAGACGAAGCAUUAGCAAAAAAGCUUUGGGAUUUCAGUGAAAAGCUAGUUAGUUAAAUAAAACAGUCCCACCACUUGCUUCAUGAAAUUCUCUAUACUGUAUCAAUCUUACUAUUUGAUAUUGGAAUUUGUCGAGAUGGAUGCUUAGCUUCCUAACAAUGCCAGUAUCAUGUGGAUUUAAAGCUUCUAUGAAUAAUCUAUGAUAGCAGAAAUAGCUUUA
Molecule: messenger RNA, 1159 nt
Organism: Zingiber officinale
Lineage: Eukaryota; Viridiplantae; Streptophyta; Magnoliopsida; Zingiberales; Zingiberaceae
Product: short-chain dehydrogenase TIC 32 B, chloroplastic-like
Exons: 8
Coding region: 40-996 (318 amino acids)
Source: RefSeq, a predicted model, not a curated record